CUUAUAAAUGCAGUGGAAAAUAAUUUUAUAAAAACUAAGUACAGUAAUUAAUUUCUUAUUAAUAGGAUGAAUUAAAAAAGAAAUUUAAAGGGAAAGAAGUUGGAAGUCUGGACAAGAUUGAUCAGUGACGGUUGAGGCUGCGGGAUUAAUCGACUGAGGCCGAACCAAAAGGAGUGCUAUAUGGAAGCGCUGAGAGCCUCAUAUGCAGGCGAUUCUUCCGAUUCCGACUCUGAGUCCAAUCCCACUCCUCCACAGCCGUCAGCUUCCGCAUCCAUUACCGAAGAGAUAACAGUGGCCCCUCUGCCUCCACCUCCUAUUGCACUCCUUCACCCGCCCAGCUCUCUUGUCCCUUUGGACUCCUUGUCAAGCAGUCAAGUCAAUCGCGUUCGAAGCUUUCCUCACGUUGAAGGCAAUUAUGCUUUACAUGUCUACAUCCCCGUUCAUGUACCACCUACAACAAGGAAGGAGCUGGCCCGUUUUCUAAAGAAGGUCACAGCACUUGUACCUAGUCUACAUGCUGUUGAUGUCGAUAUACCAUUAAGUGGUUUGUUGAGAGAUGAGACCCUGCUUGAACAAGUGGUGUUGGGUAGAGAGUUUCACAUUAGUUUGGGGAGAACUGUCCCAAUCCGUGUGCAUCAGAUUAAUUCAAUGGUCUACAUGCUACGCCAGAAGCUUCAGUUUCAGAGGAGGUAUUUGAUAGAUUUUAACAAAUGGGAGAUCUUUGUCAAUGAUGAUUCAACUCGCACAUUCAUGUCACUGGAAGUUGUAGCAGGAGGCUUAGCCCAGAUAAGAAAGCAAAUCCAAGCUGUUAAUGAAGUCUACAAACUUCACAAUCUUCCGGAAUUUUACAAGGAUCCACGCCCUCACAUCUCAGUAACUUGGGCAUUGGGAGAUAUCAGGGACACCUUGAAGAGAAUGGUGGAAGAAGAGAUGACGAAAUACAAACUAGUUUCGACUUCAGCCCAGAAGUGUAUAUUCACAAGCAAAUUCAAUGGCAUUUUGUGCAAAAUAGGCAAUAAGACGCAUGAAAUCUGCAAGUUUCAGGAGGAAUAGCCGUCAUUUAUAGAGUGCAGGACAAACGCCUCAAGUUCUCUUGUGAAUUUUGAUGGCAGUAAGUGCUACUAUGCAUCAUCAACCGCAUUCGAAACCCUGCAAAUCACUCUUAUCAUUGACUGCACUUGGAUAUUAUAUCUAACUAAAAAAUCACAUAAAACUGCAGCAAA
Molecule: messenger RNA, 1223 nt
Organism: Nicotiana attenuata
Lineage: Eukaryota; Viridiplantae; Streptophyta; Magnoliopsida; Solanales; Solanaceae
Product: U6 snRNA phosphodiesterase
Exons: 6
Coding region: 181-1053 (290 amino acids)
Biological process (GO): U6 snRNA 3'-end processing
Cellular component (GO): nucleus
Molecular function (GO): 3'-5'-RNA exonuclease activity
Source: RefSeq, a predicted model, not a curated record